Molecule: messenger RNA, 993 nt
Organism: Emys orbicularis (European pond turtle)
Lineage: Eukaryota; Metazoa; Chordata; Testudines; Emydidae
Gene: EN1
Product: engrailed homeobox 1
Exons: 2
Coding region: 1-993 (330 amino acids)
Biological process (GO): multicellular organism development; regulation of transcription by RNA polymerase II; neuron differentiation
Cellular component (GO): nucleus
Molecular function (GO): RNA polymerase II cis-regulatory region sequence-specific DNA binding; DNA-binding transcription factor activity, RNA polymerase II-specific
Source: RefSeq, a predicted model, not a curated record
AUGGAAGAGCAGCCGGACAGUAAAAGUCACCGAGACUCUGCUACAACAACUACCACCAGCAGCAGCAGCAGCGAUGGAGAAAGCGUCCCCGUCUCCCCCAGCCACGCGCCUUCCUCGCCUGCAGCGCCCUGCAUCCUGCCCAUGCCCCACCACCACCAGCCGCAGCCGCAGCAGCACCGCACCACCAACUUUUUCAUUGACAACAUCUUGAGGCCGGACUUUGGCUGCAAGAAAGAGACGCUCCUGAUCGUCGGCGGAGCAGCAGCAGGAGGAGGUGGUGGAGGCGGCGGCCGGGACAGAGACCGAGAUCGCGGUCAGACAUCAGGUAGAGAAAACGUCAACCCACUGAUAACGAGGCCAUCCAACCCGUCCUCUCUCCUUUGCCCGGAUUCAAACUGUAACCCCGACAGCUCCUCCUCGGCGCCUCCUGCUGCAGCUGCUGCCUCUAAAGCGAACCCCGCCGCGGCAGCAGCAGUAGCAGCAGCGGUAGCGGCAGCCAAGCCACCCUCCGAAGGGAGUGGAACUAACCCGGCGAAGUAUGGGGAACACGCCAACCCCGCCAUCCUGCUCAUGGGCUCUAAUAAUGGAGGACCUGUUGUAAAGAGCGAUUCUCAACAGCCUCUAGUAUGGCCUGCCUGGGUUUACUGCACUAGGUAUUCAGACAGACCAUCUUCGGGUCCGCGGACCCGGAAACUGAAGAAGAAGAAGAACGAGAAGGAGGACAAGCGGCCUAGAACAGCCUUCACUGCCGAGCAGCUGCAGAGACUCAAGGCGGAGUUCCAGGCCAACCGCUACAUCACGGAGCAGAGGCGGCAGACCCUGGCCCAGGAACUCAGUCUGAACGAAUCCCAGAUCAAGAUCUGGUUCCAGAACAAGCGGGCCAAAAUCAAGAAAGCCACGGGCAUCAAGAACGGCCUGGCUCUUCAUCUCAUGGCCCAGGGACUGUACAACCAUUCCACGACCACGGUGCAGGACAAAGAGGAGAGCGAAUAA